AUGUCUAUGACCUAUGGCAAUAUACCCGAGCAGCGACGCCGAAACAACGAGGGCAUUGGCCUGCUCCCCUCUGAGCUAGAUAUCAUAGUGAAGGCCCUCAAACUAUGCGUUCAGCGCCAUGCGAACGCGUUCGUUCAAAUGUCCGAGGCUGUGCUCGAGCUCAUUGCGAGUAACACCCGGAACGCUACGAGAGAGCAGAGUCACACCGAUGCUGGUGGUACCAGACCACUGGCGAUAGAGCGGUCACAGAAUGUAACCUUGACGCCCUUGAUUCUACGUUGA
Fusarium venenatum is the source of this 282-nucleotide messenger RNA. The record is from RefSeq and is a predicted model, not a curated record. Lineage: Eukaryota; Fungi; Ascomycota; Sordariomycetes; Hypocreales; Nectriaceae.